This is a messenger RNA of Bicyclus anynana (squinting bush brown), 2898 nucleotides long. RefSeq names its product trafficking protein particle complex subunit 12. Lineage: Eukaryota; Metazoa; Arthropoda; Insecta; Lepidoptera; Nymphalidae. The record is from RefSeq and is a predicted model, not a curated record. Gene Ontology annotation, molecular function: protein binding. The transcript has 11 exons. The coding region runs from base 80 to 1792 and encodes 570 amino acids. Gene Ontology annotation, cellular component: TRAPP complex; Golgi apparatus.
AUUGAAAUUGUUGACAUUGUCAUUUGUCAAAUUGAGAAUAAUAAUGAAAUUCUUAAUGAUGUAAAUAAAUGGAAAGAUAAUGGAUAAGCCCAAUUUAAGCCAGUAUUUCGGGGGUUCGGAGGUCCCGCCUGCGUCGCAGUUUUUCGAUGAAAUAGGAACAUCGCCAUCUGACAUGAUACAAAGUGUUUAUUUGGGAGAUUCUGAAGGCACGCAACCUGUGACAGCAGGGACGUUUUCAGCAAAUAUGACAACAUCAUUUUCACAACUAAAGGAAUCACAAGAGAUCAGUUUCACAAAUGUUGUGCCGACGGUGAGCAGUUCUGCAGCUAUACCUGCGGCCAGUUUACCUGAUCCAUCUACAUUCUUUGACACUAUAGGCCCUGAACCUCAAAUAGGGCCAAACAAAAGCAAUGUCAUGUCAACUUCUGUCCUAAGUGAGGCUAUGGACGGGUUAAGCAUAAAGAACCAACCAGUUGAUAAGGAAGCAGAGAGGAGGAGGGACGCUUGGAUACCUAAUGAAGAAGCCAAGAAAACACUAUUGAAGGCACAAUCUUCACCAAAAGGCUCAUUUUUCCCAGAGAGAGAAGUGUUAACAAUGCCAGGCCUUGUUUUAGAAGAGGAGUUGGCAGAUGCUCUUCAAGAGGUAGCGGUCAAGUAUUUGGGGGUCAGCUCAGCAGGCAGUCGAGGAGUAGUCAGGGCGGAGCAUGUGAGCAGAGAUGAAGCAGGACUGAGGGAGCUUCUGCGGACGGGGUACUUGCGCGCUGCUGUGAAUCUUACUGCAACACUCAUCAAUGCUGCUGGCCAAGGUGCCGGGCGCAUGCACCGGCCUACGAAGCACACGCCGCGCUCGUUGCAGCUGUGGCUCACUCGCUUCGCUGUCAUGUGCCGCAUCAAACUGUACGAGCCUCUGACCAAGGAGGCCGAGCCCUUUGGGGACUUCAGCAAACCGGAUAUGUUUUAUCAGUUCUACCCCGAUGCAUACUCGCACCGCAGCGGCUCGCUGGUACCGUUCUCGCUGCGUGUGCUGGUCGCCGAGCUACCGGCGCACGUCGGCAAGCCCGAGGACGCCAUGGACAGGCUAUACGCCAUGCUGCACGUUAUACAGCAGAUGAUUUCGAACUUAAAUGAUGGGAAAACUGAAGAUGGCAGUGGGACCAUUACAUCGGAUGACAGGAUCGAAUCUCUGCGUCUAUGGACGGGCAGACAAACUAGAGUUUUGCACUCUGUGGUCAACUGUGCUAUCGCUUUGAAGGACUACAGAUUAGCAACAAAAAUUCUCACAACUCUACGAGACGAGAGCGCGACACCGCAGCAACAGAGGGCGUUGUCUAGCGCGCUGUGUCGAGUGUCGCUGCUGGCGGGACACGUGCGCGCCGCUCUCGGACACUCGAUCACUGCCAAGGAGGCCCGACACCACAUCUGCCCGACGCCGGACGUGCGCGAGUACGUGGACCUGGGGCUCAUAGACAUCGCGCACGGCAAGUACCAGGACGCGUACAACAACUUCGCGCGCGCCAACGACCAGGAGCCCACCAACAUUAUGGUAGCCAACAACUUAGCAGUGUGUCUCCUCUACAUGGGGCGUCUCAAGGAAGCGAUAUCGGUGCUUCAAAAAGCGAUAUAUUCGGACCCCGAACGAGGCCUCAACGAAAGCCUUCUCGUCAACCUGUGCACCCUGUAUGAGCUGGAGUCAUCCAAGACAAACGAAAAGAAACUCAACUUGUUGAGAAUGUUAUGCAAACACAAGAGUGAUACUAUACCUAACGUUUUAGAGUGUUUAAAGUUAACUUAGUUAAACCACAUUUAACUACCUAUAUGAGGAUUAUUGUGCACUCUUCAUGAACUUGAGUCAUCCAAUGAAAAGAAACUCGACUUGUUGAGAAUGCUGUGCAAACACAAGAGAGACACUAUACCUAACGUUUUAGAGUGCUUAAAGUUAAUUAACUUAGUUAAACCAUGUUCAACUACCUAUAUGAGGAUUAUUGUGCACUCUUUAUGAACUUGAGUCAUCCAACGAAAAGAAUCUCAACUUGUUGAGAAUACUGUGCAAACACAAGAGGGACACUAUACAUAACAUUUUAGAGUGUUUAAAGUUAACACAGUUAAACCACGUCAACUACCUUUAAUGGGGAUUAUUGUGCACUCUUCAUGAACUUGAGUCAUCCAAUGAAAAGAAACUCGACUUGUUGAGAAUGUUUUGCAAUCAAGAGUGACACUGUACCUAAAAUUUUAGAGUAUUUAUAGCUAACUUACUUCAACCACGUUCAACUACCUAUAGUUAACUUAGUCAAACUAUAUGAGAAUCUUUAUUAACUUGUGCAAUCUUUAUGCUUUUGUUGAUAUUUGAUAUUUGAUGGUCAUCAAAAAUCAACAAAAAGAAACUCAACUUACUGAGAAUGUCGUGCAAACACAAGUUCUAGAGUGUUUCAUGUUAAGUUAGACAUAGAGGGAGGCCCUGUAUAAUUAUAAUAUAUACUGCUUACAAAAUGGGCCGGUAAUGAUAAUGGUGUUGAAUGCUAUGCCUUUUAAGUAAGGUUCCUCCUUUCCCUCCUACUAAGAUAAAAAGCCUGUGCUAGGGGUGCAUCAAUAAUGUAACCUGAAUGAACGUAAGAUCGGUGAUCGGUGCCUUGACUACGAUCUUACCUGAUGAUAAGUGAUGAUGUUACCUAAGAUGUUACGCUAAGAUAGAAGCGCGCUAAAUUGUUAGGAGGAUGAAAAUCCACACCCCUUUCGGUUUCUACACGAUAUCGUACCGGAACGCUAAAUCGCUUGGCGGCACGUCUUUGUCGGUAGGGUGAUUUGAAAGGACUUUUUAAAAACUUAAAUUAUUUAUUAACCGAAAAAAUCUUUAAUUAAAAAAAAAACAUUUAUUAAGAAAAUAUAAUGAUAAGUUAAUGA